Messenger RNA from Strongylus vulgaris, 365 nucleotides. NCBI's taxonomy places the organism in Eukaryota, Metazoa, Nematoda, Chromadorea, Rhabditida, Strongylidae. The record is from the annotation of a GenBank genome assembly.
AUGGAUUUGUUGGAUAAAAUCAGUUGCGAAGAUAAGGAACUAUUGAAACGAAGUUGGUCCGUGCUUGACAAGAAUAUAAACGACACUGCGUACUGUAUAUUUGAUAUGAUAUUCUGUCAGAGUCCAGAUACUAAACAGCUCUUUCCCUUUAUGAAGAUUAGAACAAUUGCUGACAAUAAACGAUCAAGGGAGAUGGAAUUUCACGCUUUGAGAUUCAUGCAGGUUUUGGAAUCUGUUGUUAAGGCAAUUGAUAAUCCUAAAUCGCUUGAUCCGCUCUGCGAUAACCUCGGUGUGUUCCUCCAUCAGCAUUUUUAUUUUAUAAAUUUUGUGUCUUAUCAACAUUUCUCUAGUCCCCUUCAGUAGAU